Pocillopora meandrina is the source of this 10195-nucleotide messenger RNA. The record is from the annotation of a GenBank genome assembly. NCBI's taxonomy places the organism in Eukaryota, Metazoa, Cnidaria, Anthozoa, Scleractinia, Pocilloporidae.
AUGUUAGUUCUAUUUCUAGCUAACUCACUUGUAAAUCCUAUAAUUUACGCUCUUCGGAUGCCAGGAUUCAGAGAAGGUUUAUUACAGCUAGUUUACAGGAACCCAGACAUUUCUAACGCCCCAGCAAACCUACCACUUCGUAACCUUAGAAGAGUGUAGAUUAAAGGUAAGAAAACUACUAGCAUUUCCAUUUUUUGUUUUGGUUUCCAUUAAAAUCUUAUCACUUGUAAAAAAAUACGCUGGUGGCAUACGAACAGGUCUUUGAUACAGUAUAGUUUUGCCUUUAAAUAGAAACAGUUUAAUCAACUUUUUAUAGGCCCAACAUUGUGAUCAUUGGCAUAACAGCUUGACUUGAAUCAAAAUAAAUAUGAAAUUUUAACAAAUCCGAGAUGAAUAACUUAGAGGGACUCGCCCACCCCCUCCCUCACCCACAUAUACUGAGGAGGCUGUGUGAACAUGGAAAAAAAUUUUUUGUUUGUUUUAUUGAAAAGCACUAUGCGCAAAGGAAAGCAAUGCAAAAAUGUGUGAGUAAAAAAAUUCAAAAUCGUAUUUACAACCUCUGGAAUAACCACAGUUUUCAUAUGGACGGGAGUGUUUUACCGGGAAAUAAAACACUGACGCCCACACUAAUGGUAUUAGUACGACCACCACAUCCAGGAAUCGAGAGGCAUAAUCAUUUUCAUUUUGUAACACGUGGUGUGGUGAUAUUGAGCAACGACCACACGAUUCGGGCCUGUUUAAACUUUGCUGAAUGAACUUGGUUUGUUUGUGGUUUGGAAUAUUAAUUGGCAGCAAGAUUCAUUAUGGUAAGCGACGAAGAUGUAAAUCGGCAUUUCUCCAACAACAUGAGAACGAGAAAACCAAGAUAUCUUCUCGCCACCGAGUAAUAUUCUCAGUUUAUCUACCAGUGAGAACAAAAGAGUCCCAAAACGCCGAAAUUUUAUUUUAUUUAUCCUUUUUUAUGAAAUGAAGACAAAACGGCUUAUCAUAUAAAAAACAUUGCCAAUUUUCAGUUGAAAACGUAUUCAGUUCUGUAAUUGUAAGUAUGUCAUUCCAUGGAAGGUUCUGAAGACUGGUUCACACGUGCGAUGCAAAUGCAAACGCAAACGCAAAUGGAAAUGGAAGCGAGUUGACACGUCCAACGUAAUGCAAGGAAAGAGAGAUACACAAGCGCAGUAAAAGUAUUUUUCGAAGAUGGCCGACAAGGAUUGAGCUUUUGCCGAUUCACACGUGUGGGAAGCGAACGCAAAUACUGGCUCAAGAAGAUGUGCCACUUUGGAACUUAAGAAUAACUCGGAUAAAUGGUUGGAAAGGAUGCUUGAAUUUGAUGUGUUCAGGCAGCGAGUAUUUGUAUCGCUAAAAAAGGUUUUGUGCCAUCAGUUUUUGCGUUCUUUCAAAGUAUACUUAGGGACGGAGAACUGAAAUGAGGAAAAGAGCCGUUCCAUGGAAGGUUCUGAAGACUGGUUCACACGUGCGUUGCAAAUGCAAACGCUAAAGCAAACGCAAAUAGAAAUGCAAGCGAGUUCACACGUCCAACGCAAACGCAAGGAAAGAGAGAUACGCAAGCGUAGUAGAAGUAUUUUUCCAAGAUGGUCGACAAUGAUUGAUCUUUUGCCGAUUCACGUGUGGGAAGCAAACACAAAUGCAAGCUCGAGAAAAUGGAAAUUUGUUUGUUCCUUGCGUUGACGCUUGCGUUUGCAUGUGCAUUUGCGUUGGGGUGGUUCACAUGAGCAAUUCCUUGCAUUUGCAUUUGCAUUUGCGUUUGCGUUCGCUGAGGUUCUCCUUGUGUCGUUGAUUGACCGAGGGAGGUGUGGGUACUAAUCCUUUUACCCUCUUAGGUAAUUAAUUCCACUUUUGAUGUGUGCCAUCAGUUUCUUGCGUUCUUCCAUAGUAUAACUAGGGACGGAUAGCUGAGAUGAGGCAAAGAGCCGAGCUUCUUUUUGUAAAAGCGGCGACAUUAAGGUUCAAGUUACAUUAAGCAAUACCCUGUUAUUUCAUUCAGACCGAAGAAACUGAACUAUGUUGUUAUCGUCCCUGACAAUCCUGGUAACUGGUUGUGAUAAAAGUUGCAAUUCUUAUCUAAGCUGACUAGCCCAAUCCGAAUCAAGUAACACCUUGCCACAAGAGCUGCCAUGAUUAAUGACGUCUCAAGUUGACACACAGCCUCCCGCAAUAUAUAUAAGAUAAAUGAAUAAAGAGGGUUAGUUUAUAAAGAAACUGUGGUGCUGCGUCGAUGGGAGAGUAUAACAGGGUAAUUUAGUGUUAUCGACUGAGUUGAAAACGUAACUUGGCCACCGUAAAGAGUUUAAAGGCUGACGUUUCGAGCGUUAGCACUUCGUUAGAGCGAUGGGAGGAAUUUUGGGUUUUGUGUGAGUUUAUAUGCAGAAAAUGGAGCUACGCUAUUGGUGGGAAGAAUGAAUUAGUUGAAUGAAAAGCGUUUGUUGAUACCGUGGGGAUUAAGGGUGCCGAUUUAGAAGAUAAAUUUUUGCUCCAGAGUUUUGCGGCUUUCCGAACUGCCCAGAUAUAGGAAGAGGCCGCAAACCGCCAUAUGCUGUUCAGAAUGAUUUGGGGGAUUAAAGUGUCUCGCGACUGGUUUGAAUGCGUCCUUGUCAUUUCUUUCUACGUGGCGAAGGUGUUCUCGGAAUCGGUCAGCUAGUCUUCUUCCUGUUUCACAAAUGUAUAACUUUUUGCAACAAGUUCAAAUUAUGCAGUAAAUGACAUUGCUUAAUUAAUUGGCGGAGUUGCACGUAAAGUGAUCAGUGAUCUUAAUGGAUCUCUUGGGUCCCGACAUUUUCUCUAUCUCAUCCAAAACAUAAACUAUUGGAAGGCAAGAACGAAAGAAAUUACUUGUAGUGGCAAACACCCUCGUUGCUUCUCUUAGAAUUGGAUUUCUGAUCGAGGUUUUUGCUAGUCCUCAACAUGAACAGUAAGAGAAAUUAUUGAACGAACAUCAACCCAGUUAUGAUUAUAUUUACCUGGGAAAAGUCGUCUUCUACAACGGUGUAUGAGUAAACAAUUCAUCUCCUUAACCACUCAGAUUCAACAACAUCAACAUAGUAUCUUCCGCACAAUGUCAAGACACUCCGAGGAAGAUUGGUAACAAAAGACAGCAUCGGUCCAUCAGGAAAGUUUGAUGAAGCACUCAACUUACAGACCAUUUGUAACAUAUUAUAUUAAGUGGAAGAGAGAUUUGAGAUAUUAGUGCGCAGCUCUCUGAUAUCGGCCCUGAUAUUCUUAUCGUAAGGGUAUGACCUAAGGUCUACACUCGAUAGAAGUUUAUAAUUAUGUUCAUUUAGUUAGUGCAUAUUCUGUUGGUCAAGAACAUCAACGACGUAAAUUUAAAACCAGUGCAGACAUUUCCUCGUGAGUCUUUCGCUUUCGAGUCUCCUUUUCUUCUUUUCAUUAAUGUAUUAUAUAGUUGGCAAUUGUAUAUAUAUAUUUAACAUUCCGUCCAUAGGCUUCGUUUUAUAGACAACUGGGUUUAUGAUGUCUACGUUUCGGAUUGAUUGGCAAACAGAAGUAAAACUCUUGCAUUUUUAAAGAAUUGAAGUGCGUGAUCAAGGGUUGUUUACUGGUACUGUUUUAUAUAAGCCGUUUUGUCGUAAAUUUAAAUGGCUCUGUUACAUAGCGCCUUCGGCCCAGAUACUGAUAUUGAUCCCAUUUUACGAACAUUUAACGUAUUUUUACGAACAUUUAACUGUCGCAUUUUACUAACAUUUAACAGUCGCAUUUUACGAACAUUUAGUCGCAUUUUACGAACAUUUAGUCGCAUUUUACGAACAUUUCACGUAUUUUUACGAACAUUUAAGAGUCGCAUUUUACGAACAUUUAAGAGUCGCUUUUUACGAACAUUUAAGAGUCGCAUUUUACGAACAUUUAACGGGCGCUUUUUACGAACUUUGAGGUCGUACAUUUUAAAAGCAUUUAUUACAUAAGGCCAUUCAUUUGACCAUUAUUACAUAAGGGUUGUUUACUGGUACUGUUUUAUAUAAGCCGUUUUUUCGUAAAUUAAAAUGGCUCUGUUACAUAGCGCCUUCGGCCCAGAUACUGAUAUUGAUCCCAUUUAGUCGCAUUUUACAAACAUUUAACGUAUUUUUACGAACAUUUAAGAGUCGCAUUUUACGAACAUUUAAGAGUCGCAUUUUACGAACAUUUAACGGUCGCAUUUUAUGAACAUUUAAGAGUCGCAUUUUACGAACAUUUAAGAGUCGCAUUUUACGAACAUUUAAGAGUCGCAUUUUACGAACAUUUAGUCGCAUUUUACGAACAUUUAAGAGUCGCAUUUUACGAACAUUUAAGAGUCGCAUUUUACGAACAUUUAAAAGUCGCAUUUUACGAACAUUUAAGAGUCGCAUUUUACGAACAUUUAAGAGUCGCAUUUUACGAACAUUUAACGGUCGCAUUUUACGAACAUUUAGUUGCAUUUUACGAGCAUUUAAAGUAUUUUUACGAACACUUAACAGUCGCAUUUUACGAGCAUUUAACAGUCGCAUUUUACGAACAUUUAACAGCCGCAUUUUACGAACAUUUAACAGUCGCAUUUUAUGAACAUUUAACGGGUGCUUUUUACAAACUUUAAGGUCGUACAUUUUAAAAACAUUUAUUACAUAAGGCUAUUCAUUUGACCUGAAUUACAUAAGGGUUGUUUACUGGUACUGUUUUAUAUAAGCUGUUUUUUCGUAAAUUUAAAUGGCUCUGUUACAUAGCGCCUUCGGCCCAGAUACUGAUAUUGAUCCAAAAAGUGUUUAGAUGAGAGUCUAUAUUUGUAGCGUAAACACGGUUGUGUUGUUAUAUACACGUGUGUAUUGUUAACAAAUAUACUUUACAAAAGCAAUGGAGGACUUUUUCCCAAGUUUCCACAAGUUCAUCGAAACCGGCCAGGGUGAGUGAUCUUGCAUUGAGAGAGUACUCCAAAGUUCUACAUUUCCGGCUUGAAUAACUCCUUUUAUCACAUAAACUGCAGUGUUAUAGAGGGAUUUCCGGCCCUGAGAAAAGCCGUAACAACACACGUGAAGAAAUAUCGUAUUUUUUCACGUAUGUUGAUAUAGCCAAUCAGCUGCUUAUACGUCACUCGCCUUUGGCGCCACUCAGUCAGGUUGAUGAAUGAACGGCAUAGCCUUCACAAUUCUCAUUACAAGUUGUUUGUCAGAGCUUUCUUGAAUUAUGGUGGCUAAAACACUAAAAAAUCCGUAUCGCUGACAGACAAUGAGGUACAAACUUUCCUAGAAGGGGAAGAAAACCAGUAUACUAAAAGAAGAACCGAAAGUUGCGUAUUCAGCAGCUUUGGUGUCAGCAUUUCUCUCGCCUGAGAAUGAAAAUCGACACUGGUCGAUUUUGGCCGUUUACCUGAAAGACUUCUUCCGUCGGAAAGGAGAAUGUCAAUAAAUGAGAAUUUUUUAAAUUGAAAAUUACGACCGAUUCAACGCAUUUUUCCAUCUUAAGAGUCAGCGCCAACGCACUCUACGAUUGUUAUUCGAGGAUUGUCGAUUCAUUUAUUUUCAUUCAUUAAUGAAGUCGGCUUUUCUUCCCAGUAAAUGGCUAUUUGUUAUACACAAAAUAAUACAUGGUUGCUUGUAGAUAUGGAAUUUUUCUCCUCGUGCUCAACUCGAAUAGAAAUUUCAUAUCUACGCGCGCCCAUGUAUUAUUCUCUAUUUAUCAUGCUCAUAAUCGAGGAUGAUGACUGAGAUAGCCUAACUAGCAACUGCACAGAUAGCUAAGAGAGAAAUUAGAUAGAAUGGGGAACACAUGAUGGGGUCUCAAAAAUAAACACAUAACUACAGCUGCUUGCAAUCAGAGGUAUCAGAACCACCACUUCGAAUGUAGCCGAUAACCAAAUUAUUAAUAUUUGUUGGUUUUAUUGCUACAGGGAAAGGCAGAACGUCGAGUUUUCAAAUGGCAAGUAUCAAAAAAUCGGAAUCUUCACGAGGAGAGAAUACUAUCUUCAUCCUCGGAGUUAGAGUUAAAUUAAAUACAAAUGCAGCGGUAGAUCAGAAGAAAUAAACGUCACCGUGUUAUUUUAUUUUCCAAGGUUUUGUCGGCUGGAUCAUUUUUCCCGUCUAAUAUUAUAUAUUCUUAGGUACUAAGCAACAGCUUUUAAAAAAUUAAACUCUAUGAUCAAGGAAAUAGCUCAUCUCUGAUAGUAUUUUGCAGUUUGACAACGAUAAAGUAACGGAUUUAGUCCAAAUUAAUGCAAAUCAGGUGUAUGCUUCAAUCCAAAAUUCGGUUCAGCCGCACUCAAAUUAACAUACCCUAAUUACUUCCUUUAUGAUCCCGCCUGUGAGACAGUGAACGUGAGGCUGUCAAUAAAUGUCUUAUUCAUGAGAAUAUUUUUAACUUAAGAUAUGAGAUUACAACUGUAUUAGUUUCAAAAAAUUACACCGUCGAAUUUAUGACGAUACUCUUGAAGUUGUGUUCAGUAGGUUUGCUUUACUUAUGACCUACCUUGCAAGAAAAUAAAGUCUUAAAUAUAGAAAUUAUUACAUUCAUAUGAUAAAGUUGGUGAUGUUGACUGAUGACUAAUUAUUUUAGCUUUAUACCUUAUCCCUACAAACUGCGUCUCAUUCGGACUCUAAUGCCUGCUAUGUCUGCGAAACCCCUCAACAUUUAUCCACACGCGUAGGUGGGCACUUGCAAUUGAUCAUUGAUUGCAUUCUCAAAUUUUCAGACAUUUAUACAAUUCUCCACAAUGUCGCACUCUUUUUUCUGAUGAGUAUUGUAACAUCUUAGAUCACGCUACCACAACUUUUCAACUCAAAAUCAAAGGAAAAAUUAUUAUCAAGUGAAAAAUCGACUAAAGAAGUUUUUUAAGGAAAAAAGAAAAUUUUUUGAACCAAAAUAAAAACAUUAAGAAAUAUGCCUCGUAUUUUAAUUUUGAAAUGUUUUCUCAGCCAGUUAAAUCGCCUUCUUCUGUGAUAUAACUUCUCCUGUAAACAUCAAAAGCUUUCAAAACUGUAUUCAAGGUUUCUAAAAACUAUUCAUCUUCAUUUAUUUGAUAUUCAAGUAUUGAUUCUCCAGACGAAGCUGUUGUGCCGGCGGUUUGGGUUCACAUAGAUACGGAACUUUCUUUGAAUUAACGACGUACAGGUUUAGAACAGUUUACCUGUUGUUCCUGUUCAGCUGCACUCAGAACGUCUUACGACAUCUAGAUAUCAUAUGUCAGACAUUUGGAAAGUUAAAUUCGAGUCGUGAUAGUGGUGUGUCUAUUCUCUAUCACUAUUCCGUGGCGUGCUGUUUCUCAUUCAUUCGGAAAACCGCCUUUGGUCAAAUUUGACUCUAACUCAGUUUUUAGGGGAUACGAAGUACUUUGUUAUCAGUGAGGUAGGUUCGUAAGAUUUCAUUCGUUUACAAACUCUAGUUUUGGUGAGAUGAAGUAAGCCGAGUUAAAGUGGGUGGAGAGAGUUUAUGGAAAACCCUUUGGAAGCCUGUGGAAAAUUCUGGAAUUGUACUCUUAUUUCCUCCUUCUGAUGCUCAUGAAACUGUUGAUGAAUUGGAGACCUCUUGUGAAAAGCCUGUUCCUUCUCAGCCUUCAUUACACGUUCGCGACGAGACGAUGAAAAGAUCUUUCUUUGUUUCAUUACUGAGUACAACCUUUUCCAACUUGAUUCCCUCUUGCCAUCUUUGUUAUCAUAUUUACACACAUCGACAAUCUUUUACAAGUAUGUGGAAAUUUUAUAAUUUUAGCUUCUUUUGAUUCUUAUAAUACGAUUAAGGCAAUUGAGAUCUCUUUUAUAAAGGCUUUUGAUUAUUCAGAGCAUAUUGAAGGAAUGGUGUAUUGUUAAAAAAAGAGAAAAUUUGUUCCAAAAUGAGAGAGGGACUGAAUUAUCAAACUUCUGGAUAUGUAUAUUGCACCAAAAAAACCGAAACAUGAACAUGAGUCAAAAUACAAAAGAAAGGUAGCAAAUAUAAUUCUGUUGUUAUGGUCACCGACAAUCUUAAUUGGCGAUUAAGCGCGAUAAAGUUACACCUAGCCGCGAGAGCCGCCAUAGUUUAUGACUUCUCGAGUUUACCCAAACUCCUUUAAAAAGAAAAAAACAAAUUACAAAUGGACCUCAUAUUUCUAACAAAUCGUUCAAAGCCAGUUAACUUGCCUGCUUCAAUGAUAAAUUUCUCCCGCUAAAACCAAAAGCUUUCAAAGCUCCAUUCAAGGAUUUUACGAACUCUUUCUUUCCACUCGUUUAAUGUGCUAAUGUUAAUUCUCUAUUCAGCUGUUUUGUGGGUGGAUUUACCACCAUACGGGACGUUAAUCACAAUAACAAUCGAGGAGUUUAGGCGGAUGUCUCUAUCUGUAAUUCUUGUUUAGCUGCACUAAAAAUGUCGUUUUCCUUUCAGCUAUUAUCUGUCAAUCAUUUGGAAAAACUAAAUUGGAGUUAUAAGUUUAGUCUGCAUUGCACUCUUCCUCAGCCUGCUACUUUCUUUUUUAUUUGAAAACCGCCCUUUCCGCAUUCGAUUCAAACUCAAUUCGUUAAGAGGAUAAAAACACUUUCGUUAUCAUUGAGUUAAGUUCAAAAUAUUCUUAAGAUUCGUUUGCAAAUUCUGCAUUCGAUAAGAUGAGGAAAACUGAAUCAAUAUGGACGGAAAUGUGUUAUUGAUAAUCUUAAUAAUCGUAACGCGUCGAAAAAGAUAUCUUUCUCCAGCUUGUUGCUUAUGAUAUUGACAAAGGAAGAAAUUUAUCCGAAGCGAGAAAAGACUAUUACUAAACUUCUGGGUGUAGAAAAUAAAACGCAAGAGAUGCUUUUGCUUUUAAAAAUGUUCGUUAUGUUUCACCGUACCUACAAUUAAUUUGUCUUUGAAGUUUUCGAGGCGGUAACAACAACAACCGUAUUUCGAAUAGCGGCACCGAGAAGAGAAGUAGGUCUUUCUAUACUCAGCCUUUCUACUAUAUUUCCGGAAGAUCUCUAAAUUGUUUGUUGCCAUCUGUCUUUGAAAUUGUUUGUUGCCAUCUGUCUUUGGAGGCUAUAAAUUUCAUUCAAGCAACUGAGAUCACUGGUGGCAAAGCUUUCCGCUUAUUCAGUGAACAUCAAAAAAGUUCAUAUUAUUAUAUUCGUCUUUUUCGAAAGAAAAAAAAAUGAAUAGGCUGAAUGAUUAAAUUUCCGGGUAUGAAUGUGAUAUAAAGAAACACGAGGAUCAGUUUUGGUUAACAGACGAAACUUAGUUGGUCAAAACACGUUUAAAAAAACAUAAAAAGCAGUAAUUGACAUAUUUCUUUAUUGAGAAUGUUGAGUUCGUAUUUCAUUUUAUCUGUAAUUGAACUGUUUUCUGUUAUUUUUAUAGCAGCGAACAGAGCUCAGAGAAAAUGCAGCCUUUCGGCUCAGCUUCAGAGUGCAUUCCAUGGUUUGUGGUCCUCAUCAUCGAAUGUCUGGCCAUAGUCAUCCUUAAUAUCAUCACCAUUGUGGUUUUUGUGGAGAAGAGGCGUCAGCUACAGCGGCGGAGGACAUAUUUGAUCAUCCAUCUGGCGAUAGUCGAUCUCUUAGCGGGCACAGUCUCUGGGCCGCUAAUGAUUGAAAACGUUAUAACGUUGUUUUGUCCGCUAUGGAAGUACAGACUAAUGACUCUUUGGUCUUAUCUAUUUAUUGUAUUUAUACAGCUAUUCCCGUUCACCUCCCUUGUAAAUCUUAUGGCUAUUUCCUUAGAACGGCUACACGCAACAUUUUGUCCAUUCAGGCAUCGCUUUGUGAGGAAAUGGGUUCAUAGAGCCAUAAUUAUUGUCAUUUGGUUAAUACCUAUUGUUAGAAUAGCCGCUAUAAUUUUCUUGUUGAAAAUUGAUUAUUUCGACGUAGUUAAUGCUUACUUGUUUCUCCUAUUUUACGUAGUUUCUCUAUUUGUUAUCUGUGUAUCUUACAUCCUCGUUGUUAUCAAAGUACGAUGUAGUCGUCAUCUUCAAUUCCAUUCUAGGUACAAAAGAGAAAGAAAACUGACGGGUACUGCGCUUAUCGUCUCACUUGUAUCGUUACUUUGUUUUCUACCAGCGAUAAUAUAUACAGCAUGUUGUGGCCUUUCCUUAAAUUAUUGCCAGAAUGCUCACAUUUCUCUGGCUGUGCUAGUUCUAUUCUUAGCUAACUCACUUGUAAAUCCUAUAAUUUACGCUCUUCGGAUGCCAGGAUUCAGAGAAGGUUUAUUACAGCUAUUUUACAGGGUCCCAGACCUUUCUCGUAUCGCCUCAGCAAAUCUGCCACUUCGUAACCUUAGGAGAGCGUAG